Eublepharis macularius is the source of this 3992-nucleotide messenger RNA. RefSeq names its product atos homolog B (gene ATOSB). The record is from RefSeq and is a predicted model, not a curated record. The transcript is spliced from 11 exons. NCBI's taxonomy places the organism in Eukaryota, Metazoa, Chordata, Lepidosauria, Squamata, Eublepharidae. The coding region runs from base 792 to 2540 and encodes 582 amino acids.
UCUCAAAAGCUGGCAGUCUGAGAACCUUGUUCCCUGAGGUGCGACUGGACUCAGAUCCUGCUGUUCUAUUGCAGAGCAACACAGCUGCCCACCUUAAAACUUAAUACUGAGUGACUUCAGCUACAACCACAUUGGCUGGAUAACGGCAUGCUGGAGUCUUGCUACAGAAACAGUUUCUAGACAUAAAUGACUACGCAUUGGAUAAGCUGGGUGAAAUUGGAUGAUGCAAAGCUGAAUUGUUCAAGAGGGCAUUUUACUCAGAUAGGAGGGCUCUACUCUAAGCAAGUGGUCUCAAACAGAUGCAGCUGUAAAGGGGUAGGGACUAUCGACUUUACUACUGCGUACUGCUUUUUGCUCCUUCCGCCCAGGUGCCAGCCAAGCUCUGCUGUCAGGAUUGUGGACGGGUGGGGGUGCUGUCCCCGGAGGAAUGCCAUGGGAGAGCCUCUCUGCCGCCCCUUGCAGUGUGAAAGGAGCCGCGGAACUGCACUGCUGAGUCGCCGUGCCGGCCAACGAGGACUUGGAGGAGGCCUGGCAGCGGAGCUCGAGUCCUAGCCCGUGAUGGUGGGAGCCAUUCCUCGGCAGCCACGCCGCUUCUGGGGAGUGCCGGGGUGGCUGGUGUCGCCAGUGAGCUCCACCAGUAGGCACCUGCUGCUGUGCCCGGAGAGCAAGACGGCUACGCAAGGGGAUUGGUUGCAGAGGGAUGUGGCCACGCGGCAGGCUCCGUAACAGGGGGCUCACCCGGGCUUCCUAAUCCCACGGCACUUUAGCGCCUGUCCUCUCUGCCACGCCCCAUGCGGCAUAUCAAUGCGGAGGCAGGCCUCCCCCAGGAGUGCAGUACAGGGACGAGCCAGGAGGAAGAGGAGGAGGAAGAGGAGGACCCCCGCCCCUGGCGUCAGCACCAUGGGGUCCUGAUGGGCUGCGGCCCUCCUGAGCUCACGUGCCAGAAGGUCUACCAGGUCUCCAUCUUCUCCCAGCUGGCCGGCUGUUCCCACCCGCCAGAGCAGAGGGCCCCCGGUCGGCAGCCCAUCAAGCGGGCCUGCCCAGAGCCCCAGAGGGUGCCCGAGGGGGAGUGGGACGCCAAGAGAGGCCACUGGGAGGGGGACGAUGCCAUUGAAGAUGGCCUUGUGGUGGACGACCUGGCCCUGGGGGGUGCAGCGCAGCAUUUCUCCCACAGCGGCCUUCGGGUGGUGGAGCACCGGCGGGAGGGGAGCCCGGGCCGCUGUGCUCACAGGGAGGAUGGUCGUACGAGGGCGAAAGGGAGCAUUGCCCCAGCGCCGCCGCCGCCGCCGCCACACACACCUUGCAGCACUUUGCACACAAUGGACUGCGCCCCUGCUUUGCUGGGGGAUCGCCCCAUGGACUCCGGCCCGGCCGGGAGGCAGGAAGCGAAUGGGGCCCAGCAGGCCGAGAGGGCGGGCAGCCAGCAUUUCCUACUUGACCCUGAUUUGCACAGUCUUGCACAACGCUCCCCGCGGGGCGAGCGCCUGGCAGCGGGCGGGCACACAGAGCCUGCCACUCCACCCGUGACCCCGGGCGGCCCUGAGGCAGGUGGGCCAGGCUCCUCUGAGAAGACCCCUUGCUCAAGCGCCUGGCUUUCUGGAAGCAGCGCCGGCAGCUGCCCAGUCAAGCGGAAGCUGUUGCCCUCUGCGGAGGGGACAACUGACACCGGCUCGGAGGAUGAGGGCCUGUCGCCGGCGCGGAAGAAGAGGGCAUUGCAGUGCCCAGCUGUGCCAGCUUCCUGCCGCAGCACUGAUGCCAAGGGAGCCCCUUUCUGGAACCACUUGCUUCCGGCAGCCAAGGGCUCUGCAAGCAGCACUGCUGUGGGCCGUCACCUGAAGACCGGCUUGCGUCUCAAACAGCGACCUCUCCGCAGCGGUUUCCGCCGGAGCCCGGCAGGCAGCAGGCUUCCCCCCCCUGCACCGUGGGCCACGACCUCCACCAGCCGGGCCCUUCUGGGGAACUUCGAGGAGUCCAUGCUGAAGGGGCGCUUCCCACCAUCGGGCCGGAUUGAAGGCUUCACUGCCGAGAUCGGGGCCAGCGGCUCCUACUGCCCACAGCAUGCCACCCUGCCUGUGGAGGUCACCUAUUUCGACAUCACGGAGCACAGUGCACCCUCGCCCUUCUUGGGAGUCAUUAAUUUGGAUGCCUUGGGAAAGAAGGGUUACAGCAUCCCCAAAACGGGCACCAUCCAAGUGACCUUAUUCAACCCCAACAAGACCGUGGUGAAGAUGUUCCUGGUGACCUACGACUUCCACGACAUGCCUGCCAACCACGUCACCUUCCUGCGCCACCGCAUAUUCCUGGUGCCCGUGGGUGAGGAGCAGGGGUCCAGCUUGCCCCUUGGCGGGCUGCCCAGGAGAGUCCUUUGCUAUCUGAUGCACCUGAGGUUCCACAGCUCCAAGUCUGGAAAGAUUUACCUGCACGACGACAUCCGCCUGCUGUUCUCACGCAAGUCGAUCGAGAUUGAUUCGGGGAUCCCCUACGAGCUGAAGUCCUUCACGGAGUCGCCACGCAACCCCUGCUAUUCGCCACGAGCCUGAGUGGGGAAGAGAUGUGCUUGGCCAGAGACAGAAAGGAACCCGAACCCUCGCCCCCUUCUUCCUAUGUGGUGCAGUGGGCCCUGGACAAGGAGCACAGGGGCUCCAUGUGGCUGGGAGAGUUUGCCGUGGACUGAGCGGCGUGCUUAGUAUUUAUUGCCAUGGCUGGGCUGGAGGGAGGCCUCUGCCCCGCCUGGACUACAAAUGCAGUUGUCUUGAGUGCUAGUUCUGGUGCCCUGUGCAGCUUUGAUGGAGUGGCAGGGUGUGGGAAGGUGGGGGGCGCGGGGGGGAGAAGCUUGCGUUGAGGGAAGGACUUGGGUGCCACAGAGGGCAUCUCAAGGGGGCGACUGUAGAGCCGGGGCUGGGAGGGAGGAGCCUCUUCACACAAAACUUGCAUCUGGCUGGGAGGCCCUCUGCUUCUCCAAGGUCUAGGGAGGAAGGGGGUCAUUUUCCUUUUAGACUGUCAUCUCCCCUAGAGCAGCAAUGGCCCUGGGCAGAGCUGGAGGCCUGGCAGACGAGGCUGGGCGGUUAUUUAGAGCACUGGGAAGUCCACAGGCUCUUCCAAAGGUGUUUGGGGCCGGGAGGGGGGUGGCGAGGGAAGUGACUGAUGUGCAGCUGGUAGAGAAAGUCUGUACGUGGGUACGAAGGACGGCUCCAGCUUCACUGUGGGCACUCGUGGCUCAGCCACAGCUGCAAGGGGCCCGUGGAGGAAGGGGUGAGGCAUGGCGCUGCCUCUCUCCCACCCCCCAUGCUGCCUGGCCAGGCUUCACCUCGCUGGGUCCAGUUGUGCAAAGGCCGCCGCAGAGGCAAGGGCCACGUGCCCACGUAGCUGUCAGAUUAUCCUCCCCCCUCCAUUCCUCCCCCCCCCCACGCUGUGACCUGGAGGGAGGGAAGCUUGCCUCGUGCAAAAGCAGCAGGAGAGGUUGGGGCGGCAGGACCAAGGCAAUGGAGCUGGGGACAGGGUUAUGCUUCGGCAGUGCCCCAUCUCUGCCGAAGAGAGAAAUGGUGCCAAACUGAGGGGUGGGGGUGGGGGGGUGAGCAGAGUGGGGGCUGAUGUGGCGUUUCUGCAUGGGAAGGGGUCUCCUCCCAGAUACUGUUUGUGGGUGAUGUAUAGGAUCAACCCGUGGCCCCAACACCCCCCAUUCCAUUCCAGCAGGAAAGGGGGGAGGGUAGUGGCUGGAGAUUUUUGUCUUUUGGUGGAAAACAAAAACCGACAGCCUUGUGUCUGUGAUGAAGGGUUGUGGCUGGACGGGGGUGGGGGGUGGGUCACUUCUUGCCCCCCAGGACCAUCAGUCUCCAUGCACGUUUUGAUCGUUGUGACGCCUUGUGUGCUGAGGCAGCAGGGUGGGAGCCGAAGGGCAACAGUUGUCGACACUUGAAGAUAUUUAUAAGAGGAUGGCACCUCCUUCCUUUUUGAAAAAAAGCAAAUUCUAUAAAUGUGUGUUUGAAAACAGA